Molecule: messenger RNA, 1000 nt
Organism: Triticum aestivum (bread wheat)
Lineage: Eukaryota; Viridiplantae; Streptophyta; Magnoliopsida; Poales; Poaceae
Exons: 2
Coding region: 168-698 (176 amino acids)
Source: RefSeq, a predicted model, not a curated record
CUUAAAUCCCGCGCCCCCUUCUUCCUCCUCAUCCCCUCCCGAUCUCCCGCACCACUCCCAUCCACCAAUCAAUCCUGAAUUCCUGUCCCGGUGGACUUCCUGCUCCCCAACGGCUACUGUGCCAUUCACCGCACCUCCUCCCCCUCCGGCCAAUCCAACCCAAUCCAAUGGCGACGACGCCGGCGCGGCCAUCACAGAGCGAGGCCGGCGAGGCGGUGUCGGUGCAGCACGUGGCCAAGGCCUCCUCGGACGAGCUGCUCCGCAAGUUCGCCGACCCGGACGACGGCGACUCCUCCAACCAGCGGUCAACCCCGCCCCGCCGCAGCCUCGCGCUGCGCCGCAAGCGCUCGUCCCGCCGCGUCGCGUCGGGGCUCUCCGCCAGAGACUCCAGCGCGUCCGGGGCGGACCUGGAGCUGGCGGCGCCCAAGCGGCGGCGCAGCAUCGGCGGGUCCACGGACUGGAGGGUCGGGCUGCUGCUGCCCACCACCACCACGGCCUCCUCCUCCUCCGCCGCCGCGCGCAAGGGCAACGGCGGCCACGCGCGUGCGAAGCGGGGCGCGCGGCUCGACGAGGCCGGCGUCGCGCACUUCCUCGCCGCGCUGGAGCGGACGUGGAAGAAGACGGUGGCGGGCGCGUCGAGGAUGUUCGUGGAGCGGCACCGGAGCAGCCACGUGCAGCUCAUCAGCGACAUGGUCUAGCAGAUGAGAUCACCGUGCCCACUGCCCGCCCGGCGGCCGUCUGCUCGGGGUUGAUAGCUACUCCAGUUUCUGCGAAUUACUAACUGAAUUCGUUUCUGAACUUAGCGGAAUAAAAAUGGCAGAGAAGGAUUAACGAGGCGAAUCGAACCAGCUACGUUUCUCCGGGCGGUUCAGCGUAUUUCUUUGCCGUUGCAAGUGUGUUUGCUUAUGCUCAUUCCUUCAUCGCCACCACAUUGUAAAUUCAAGUUUGCAAAUUCUGUACCAUUGCUAUACUAUAUGCCAAUUGGAUUUUUCAUCUUCCA